ACUGGGUUCAUAUACAUUAGGUGAACAAAAUGAUGAAUUUUGCAGCGUCGCUAUGCAGAAGGAUGAAUAUCAAGGAGCUUGUCUCGAAUGCUCCUGUUUACAGAAUCUCAAGUGAUGUCUCUGGAGAAGGAUUGAGUCUGGUUUUCAGACGAUGGGCUACCAAAAAGACAGCCGGAUCUACGAAGAAUGGAAGAGACUCAAAACCCAAGAAUCUUGGUGUCAAGAAAUUUGGUGGUGAGAGAGUAAUACCUGGAAACAUCAUUGUUAGGCAACGUGGUACCCGAUUUCAUCCGGGAAACUAUGUUGGAAUUGGGAAAGAUCAUACUCUUUUUGCGUUGAAAGAAGGUUGGGUGAAGUUUGAAAGAAACAAACUGACUGGUCGCAAGUGGGUGCAUGUUGAACCCAAGGAAGGUCAUGUCCUCCACCCUCUGUACGCAAAUGUGGCUGCCACUGAACCAAAAGUUGCUGCUUGAGUCUGAUGCACCAAAUCUUACAAAGUGACAAUGAAUUCAGGUUACUUCUCAAGGCUUAUUCUUGGGAGAAACUUCGAUUUGUGUUCUUUUAGUGUUUUCUUAAUUCUUUUAGAUUGAGUCAAUGAUUUGCUGCUGAUUAAAGAGAGACAUCUACAUGCUAUGGUUUUGUUGAAAAAGCAUGAUAGCUUGCCCAUUGUUCUUUUAUGCA
Neltuma alba is the source of this 681-nucleotide messenger RNA. Its product is annotated as 50S ribosomal protein L27-like. NCBI's taxonomy places the organism in Eukaryota, Viridiplantae, Streptophyta, Magnoliopsida, Fabales, Fabaceae. Gene Ontology annotation, biological process: translation. The transcript is spliced from 4 exons. Gene Ontology annotation, cellular component: ribosome. Gene Ontology annotation, molecular function: structural constituent of ribosome. The record is from RefSeq and is a predicted model, not a curated record. The coding region runs from base 30 to 473 and encodes 147 amino acids.